Molecule: messenger RNA, 1296 nt
Organism: Triticum urartu
Lineage: Eukaryota; Viridiplantae; Streptophyta; Magnoliopsida; Poales; Poaceae
Gene: APX3
Product: ascorbate peroxidase 3
Biological process (GO): cellular response to oxidative stress; hydrogen peroxide catabolic process; response to reactive oxygen species
Cellular component (GO): chloroplast
Molecular function (GO): peroxidase activity; heme binding
Source: RefSeq, a predicted model, not a curated record
AAAAACCAAGACGGCAGAACACGACUCGACGGCGCGGAGCAGCCAAUCGCUCGCUCCGCGUUAUCUCGUCGCCUCCACCCCUCCGCCCCAUUCCCGCUGCCGCUGCCGCUGCUCCUCUCUCCUCUUAGCCCAAACACACCUCAGACCUCACCUCGCUCCCCGCCCCGCCGAUCUCUUCUCUUCUAGGCUCGUCGGCGAUGGCGGCUCCGGUGGUAGACGCCGAGUACCUGCGCCAGGUCGACAGGGCGCGCCGUGCCCUCCGCGCCCUCAUCGCCUCCAAGGGAUGCGCCCCCAUCAUGCUCCGCCUCGCAUGGCAUGAUGCUGGCACGUAUGAUGUGAACACAAGAACUGGUGGUGCAAAUGGUUCAAUUAGAUACGAGGAAGAGUACACCCAUGGUUCAAAUGCUGGCUUAAAAAUUGCUAUUGAUCUCCUCGAGCCUAUUAAAGCGAAGCAUCCAAAGAUUACAUAUGCAGACCUUUAUCAGCUUGCUGGAGUAGUUGCAGUUGAAGUCACGGGGGGUCCAACUGUUGAGUUCAUCCCUGGAAGACGUGAUUCGUCAGUUUGUCCCCGUGAAGGGCGCCUUCCUGAUGCUAAGAAAGGCGCACCACAUCUGAGGGACAUCUUUUAUCGAAUGGGCUUAACAGACAAAGAUAUUGUAGCACUAUCUGGGGGCCACAGUCUGGGAAAGGCACAUCCUGAAAGGUCUGGGUUUGACGGUGCAUGGACUCGUGAUCCUCUGAAGUUUGACAACUCAUACUUUCUUGAGCUACUGAAAGGGGAAUCAGAAGGUCUUCUGAAGCUCCCUACUGAUAAGGCAUUGUUGGAUGAUCCUGAAUUUAGACGCUAUGUGGAGCUUUAUGCAAAGGACGAGGAUGCUUUCUUCAAGGACUACGCUGAAUCACACAAGAAACUUUCUGAACUUGGCUUCACACCACGGAUCAGUGGCGCAGCAUCUACAAAAUCAGAUGUUUCAACUGCUGUUGUACUUGCACAGAGUGCAGUUGGGGUAGCAGUUGCGGCAGCUGUAGUCAUCGCGGGCUACCUGUACGAGGCUUCCAAGAGGAGCAAGUAAGGGGUUUCAUGAGUUCUUGGAUGGCAUUGCCUUGUUUAGUAAGUAUCAAGUUAUUCUUAAAAAAAAAUAAGUGCCAGGUUCAAAUAACAAAACUCUAGUGAUGAACAACCAACAGCAGUCUUAAAAUAUUUCAAACAUUCUUGAGAACAUCUCCUUCAUGUAUACAUCAUACUUGAAUAUUUCAGUGACAAUGAAUGCUUACUAUUAAAAGCAUUUUUGGGCA